Messenger RNA from Trypanosoma brucei brucei TREU927, 1131 nucleotides. RefSeq lists its product as hypothetical. Lineage: Eukaryota; Euglenozoa; Kinetoplastea; Trypanosomatida; Trypanosomatidae. The record is from RefSeq and is a predicted model, not a curated record. The coding region runs from base 1 to 1131 and encodes 376 amino acids. The transcript has a single exon.
AUGUUUUAUGGUACCAACGACGUCGGCAGGCCCGGUUACGCCCGUUAUUCUGAGAGCAGCACACCAACACACAGCCCACGGGGUAGUGACCGGUGCCGAACUAAUGAAACCUCGAGCGGAAUGGACCACUGGAGUUCGCCGAGGGGGAUUGCAGAUGAGGUGCCACCGAUUUUGGCCGGGAGUUUCUUCAGCGAUGCCGAGAUGAGGGAAAUGAACCGAGUUAUACCCGCAGCCAUGCCCCUUCUAGUAGAGGCAACAAGCGUCAGUUGGUUGGAUGCAAGUCCGGAAUCUUAUGGCGGCUCCACGACGGCGCAUCAUCCUCCUCCGGGGGCAACAUCAUCUUCGGUUGGGAGAUGCGCUGCCGCUACCCCAAGUAUUCCCUCACUUGCUGGUAGUUUACUGAGGAAGGAUGUACGCUUGAGAGGUUUGCAAAUGGACCGCCGUGGCUCCAACCAUCCAGUAGUGUCGUCCUCCACUGCUUCAGAUAGGACAAUGGUGGAUUAUGGAGUUUCCGCAGAAUGUAUACCCGUUCAACCCCCGUCCCACGUAAAUCAUGAGGAUAUAGAUGUUCUUUCGCUCUGGACCUCUGAUCAUGUUGCUGCAACUAGGACUCAUGUUCAACAACGCCCGUGUUCGCUACGCACAACGCCAUUGAGAGUCGAUCAGAAGGUGGGGGUGUCCAGCAGCCACAAUCUUCCAUGCAAAGGACUCGAAAGAGUUGCCAACUUGAGUGGUAACUUUGCUGUGAGGGAAGUAAUUGUGUCUCGUAAUAGCUAUGGGUCGUUACAAACUCGGUCGAGGAGUUGUCCAGUGACUUUUUGCGCUCGCACCAGCAGCCCUGCGGCCCGCAUAGUUCAAGCGCCUUCACCCUCCAAAUGUAUGCAGGAUGUUCCCAUAACCUUCAAUGGAAAGUCACAGGCGGCUGUAGACCCACAAAAGGCUGGUGAUGCGCUCAAACAGUACCGACUUGCCGUCGAGAACGUAAAAAAAAAGGGGUACGGCCGAAGCAUUCGUGAAAUAUUGGCCAAUCCAUGCGUAGAUGAUGAUGAGGAUGAAGAUGAAGAUGAAGAAGAAGGAGUACUUGACGGGUGUGAUGUGGGCGUAUAUGAACUUGAAGAACAGGAGGAGUAA